Molecule: messenger RNA, 1394 nt
Organism: Schistocerca cancellata (South American locust)
Lineage: Eukaryota; Metazoa; Arthropoda; Insecta; Orthoptera; Acrididae
Product: actin-binding Rho-activating protein-like
Exons: 5
Coding region: 148-699 (183 amino acids)
Biological process (GO): positive regulation of Rho protein signal transduction
Molecular function (GO): actin binding
Source: RefSeq, a predicted model, not a curated record
AGCUGUGGUCAAAACAGACACGGCGCAGCACACACUGGCGGUACACCUGCUGCAGGUCCGUGCGGUUGGUGUCGCGUGUUAGUGUGCGUCACACCUGCGCCGAGGCAGCGGCUGGAGUCUCCAGAGGCCGCUGAAGACGAGCGAGUCAUGGACGACGACGAACACCACCCGGAGCUGGAGAACAUGGCGCGCUUGGGUGUGCCGGGCGAGGAGCCACGCCGGCGGCGCAGCAGCAGCCCGCGCCUGCUUGACCGCGUGCAGCUGUUCGACCGCGUGGCGCAGGAGCACGCCGAGUCGCAGGCCACCAACCCCUUCUCCGACCAUUUCCAGGGCCGCGUCUCGCCUCGGCCCGACGACCCCGACUACGGCAAGCCGAAGGCUGGGUCCAAGACGGAGCUGCGAGGCAAGAAGGCGUCAUCGCAGGUGCACAAGGAGAUGCUGGAGCUGUGCACCGUCAUCAGCGAGCACGGCGAGCCGCUGGAGGGCGGCGGCGCCGUCAUCUUGUUCGGCGAGCUCUUCCAGAUCUACACCUACAUCUCCAACAAGGUGGUCGGGCUGCUGCUGAGGGCGCGGAAGCAGAAACUGGUCGACUUUGAAGGCGAGACGCUGUUUCAGAGGAGGGAUGACGACGUGCCAAUAGUGUUGCUGAUGCCCCUGGAGCAGGUGCGAGAACACUUCCGCAAGCAGGACAGCGAGUAGGCAGCAGAGGCUCUGAGCAGACAUGGCCGCCCACGACCUUCCAGUGGCCGCAGUGUUACUGCUGACACCACCACCCGUCGAUGCCAUGCCACAAUGAGGUGGCCAUCUUGAUCCGAGAAGAUUUUAUAAAAUGUCUCCCUCCACUUGAUAGACCUGGACACUAUGGCCACAAAAAAAUUGCAGGGACAGUGUGAGCCGGCACAAACCACAUACUGGGGAAACACUUCGCAGCAGAAUGCUGUAUGUAACUUGUCUAGCAUGAGAUUCUCUGUAUAUAUAUAUAUAUAUAUAUAUAUAUAUAUAUAUAUAUAGAGAGAGAGAGAGAGAGAGAGAGAGAGAGAGAAUCUCAUGCUAGAAAAGUGACAUACAGCCUUAUGCUGUGAAGUGUUUCCCCAGUAAGUGGCUUGUGCCGGCUCAUGUAUAUAUUCUCCUCUUCCCUACCAUUUCCAGGGUUUUGCAGAUUUUGUUUCACUAUGUAACUGUGUGGAUGGAUGCUCUUUCAGGUGCCAAUCACCUAGAUAACCAAAGGAAGUCGUGUGUAGUGAAACUCUGAAUGGUGUGAACUUUAUUCUGUUUGUUAUACUAAUUUAAAUGUUUGUGUAUCAGAUUGGCUGAGGUGGAAGUUGGAGACCACCUCAGCUUUUGCCUAAAUGAGCGUAUAUAUAUAUAUAUAUAUAUAUAUAUAUAUAUAGAUA